CUCAAAGGCACGCAAGUUACGUCAUUAUGACAGCAACAGAUGGAAGAGCGAGCGAGUGAGAGAGAGAGAGAGAAAGAAUGAGAUCCGGCGAGAUGGAUACGUUGUAACUUCAGAAAAUGACUGAACUCAAUAUCCAUCUGUGAACAGAGAGAGGGGAAAUCUUGGCAGAUCCCUUCAUUUUGCUGAAAAGAAGCCGGUGGUCUCUGAGACUGAGAGGUGUUGUGUGCCCAUAUUUGGCUGUCAAAUGCACAGAUACGACAUGUUGACAGAAAGCAGAAAACGCAGACGCAGCUGUGAUGCUGAGCAGCUCCAGGUCUUGCCCCAGGCAAAGAGGUCUGGAGGUUACUCCUUUCUCCCUGAGGUUGGCCGUGAUGUCUGGGACUCUGAGUCUUCCAGCAGUGACAGCAGUGGGAUUAGCAGUCCGGAGCGCAUGGCAGGAGCCAGUUCCAGCAUCCAGAAGACUGACCAAAGAGGACUCCAUGUUACCCAGGCUCCCUGCAGCCCCAUUGCUCCCACCAACGCAGCAGAAGAGCCGGCCAUUUCCUUGAGCCACAACAUCUCAUAUGAUCACAUCAACCGUAUCUUGAGGGAGGCCCACUUCAGUAGCCUGCAAACUCGUGGGCAGCAAGGUCCGACGUGAUGGACAGUGACUCUUCCAGCACCCAUUGGCAUUAAGGAACAAUGUACAGGGGACCUUUUCGAGGGACUUUAUGGGUCGCUUUAAGGCCUGGCACAAAUAUAGGCCCUCUAAAUGCAUUUAUGUUCUUUCUUAUAGCACUUUUUCAUGUUCAUAGUGAUUAUGUGGGGCUCUACUUGAUGUGUUGACCAUGAACUUCACAUAGGUGCUAUAUAAAAGAAAAUCUUGAAAAAAUAACAUCAAGUUCUUGUAAGCUUUUCCCCUUUACGAGACAGUCACACAUGGUGCUACUGCGGUUCUGGGUCAUGUUUUACUCAGACAUAUGCAUUUGGCCACUUUUGACACUCUUUGGUCGGUCUAGAUAAGGAAAAGAAAUAAAAUAAUGUCUUAUUUAAGAGCUGAGGUCUAGAAACCAUGUGAUAUUUGCAGCCCUGCUUUGGAGUCAUUCCAGGAUGAUCAAUAAUGCUGUUGUUUACAGAAGAUGCCGGUUUGAUUCUCACUGGAAUUUAGACUCUUUCAGGAAGGGAUUUUUUGGGGCUUGAUGAUUGCUUACAUAUCCAAAACUCAGGUUUAGAGGAUUUCUCUCUGCGUGCCAUGAAGGUUGAGACUUCAAAUGAGGAACUUGGUGCCAGAUCCUUCGAAAUUUUAUAUAGCAUAGUCUCUUUACCUUAAAGAAAACGCGUACUAGCACAUCACACUGUAGAGAGACUAUUCUGAAAAUGCAUGCUGGACUCAGGUCUGUUAAUGUACAUAAUGAAGCACUCUUUAUCUAUGAAUUUAGAGAAGGUGUAAGCCAAUUAACAAGUGAUUUAGGGUGUAAAUCCAGUGACUGCAAAUUGAAAGCCAUGUCUGAUAUUCACAUUUGAAUUUUAAAAUAAUCAGAGCUUGUAAUAUGCUAGUUUAGAUCAUUCACUGCGCUCGAUGUAAUACGAGGACUCGUUUUCUACGGGCAGACCAGGAAUGACCUAAAAUUAGCUUGCACCUAACUAAGCACUCUGCAGUGUCACGUCACCACAAAAUUUUAAAUAUUUCACCAUGUCCAUACAACACACUAAUGCCGGUGUCUAACCAAUAUAUAUAUAAUGGCUUAAUUCAUGUCAGAAUGGUAAAACAAACAGGAAUGGUAGUGCUCCUAAAUUUAGUAUGCACAAGUAUAGUUCAGUCCUUUUUAGAUACCCAUCCUCAGCUAAACUUCAGCUUAGUCCAAACAGAUUGUAUGAGGACAGUUACAUCAUUUCAAGCAAGUGAUCUAAUUGUGUACAAGAUACUGAUAUACUUUCAACUACUCGGUGCACAAUACUGUACAACCUAGGCACUGUGUUUUGUGUGAAAGAUUAGCUUUUGAUGAUGAAAAUCGUCCCUGCAGUCACCAUGGUUUUGUAUGUAGGACUGUAUAUAAUAUAGCUAGCAUAUAUACAAUAUUUGAAAUCAUUGUUAUUUUAUGAAAUGUUCCUCUGAUGUAAAUGAAAUAAAGAUUUUUUUUUUUUUUUUUUUAAA
This is a messenger RNA of Ctenopharyngodon idella (grass carp), 2134 nucleotides long. RefSeq lists its product as uncharacterized. Bases 245 to 640 code for a protein of 131 amino acids. The transcript has 4 exons. The record is from RefSeq and is a predicted model, not a curated record. Lineage: Eukaryota; Metazoa; Chordata; Actinopteri; Cypriniformes; Xenocyprididae.